AUAAUGAUAGACGCACAACGACAACAACAACAACAACAACAGCCACAACAACAACAAAAGGAUGAGGAACUUAAAAAGCAACAACAAAAUGAACAACAACAAAAGGAACAAGAGGAUAUUGACACGGAUGACGAUGAUGACGAAAAGGUCGUGGACCUGAUCGAUAAUUCCAGCGCAAAGGAUGAGUUGGACGAUGGAAUCAGCACAACAUCCACAAGCGAUGUCAAACCUCGUCCACGCCCCGACGGUCGUACCGAGCAGAAGAGAAAGGUCAAAGAGGCCUGGAAGCAACAUGAGCGAAUGGUUGCCGGUGAGCAACUCUAUAUCAUCUCAACCUAUUGGCUUCGUCUGUGGAAGAACUACGUCAACUAUGACGACUCACCACGUUCAUCAACGCCAACACUCAAUGGUAAUGGCAAUGGCAACGGCAAUACGACGCCACCCACACCAGAGAAGACUACAGCGCGACCAGUCAAUCCACUCAGCCUCAGCUCAGAGUUUGACAUUCCCAGACCCGAGACCAUCAACAACAAGGAGUUGGUGGAGCGCGAUGACUCGGAGGGACAACCCAUCAUUGCCGGCCAGCGCACCGAAGGCGAGGACUUUGACAUCAUUCCAGAGAGCGUUUGGAAGCUCCUCUUUGGCUACUAUGGUGGCGGUCCCGAGAUCAAGAGGACAGUCAUCGAGCUAGGCGUCAGGAAUGAGAAGAUCGUCGAGGUGCGUCCCAUCAUCCUCAUGAUCCGAUCGUCCAGCACUGGUCCUUCCCCUGCCUCUUCAUCAUCCCCACCACAAGGCAGCACCUCCAGCAUGUAUGAUUACGUCAUCCAGAGAAGCCGCAAGUCGACUCUCAAUGAUAUUCGCGAGUUUAUCUGCCACAAGGAAGGCAUCGACUCUCAGAAGCUGGCCGUCUACCGUCAAAAGAUGGGCAAGCAGAACAAGACACAGCAGAAGCUGCUCAAGAAGAACAGCAUGACGCUGGACGACCUCAAGUUCGAAUCGGAGAACGUCAUCAUCUUUGGCCAGGAGGAGCAAAAGACAUUCAUUGGCAAGCUCAAGGGCAAGUUCAGCUCGUCCAAGAAGGACAAGCCCAAGGAUCAGAUGUCUCCGCCUCAUUCUCAAUCAUCAUCGACAUCCUCCAACUCGACCCAAAAAGGCACAUCCUCCUCUUCAUCAUCCUCUGCACAAGACAGCGGACCCGUCAACACGCCACCAGUCUCUCGCGAUGCCCUACAAGGCAAGGGCAUAUGUGGCCUCACCAACCUUGGCAACACCUGUUUCAUGAACACCUCCGUACAGUGUCUGGCACAUACGACAGCAUUCACAGACUACUUCCUUUCGAACAAGUACCUUGCCGACAUUAACAAGGUCAACCCUUUGGGCGCAAAAGGACAGAUCGCAGAGUACUACGGCAAGCUGAUCAAGGAGAUGUGGUCUGGCGCCACCGUACUCAUACCAAAGCAUUUGAAGUGGAUUAUUGGCAAAUAUGCACCACAGUUCAGUGGCAUCUCUCAGCAGGACACCCAGGAGCUGCUAUCCUUCCUACUUGACGGCCUCCACGAGGACCUGAACAAGGUGGUCAAGAAGCCCUACAUCGAGGAGAAGGAUGACAAAGAGGAGCGAGAGGAUUCAGUCGUGGCCGCCGAGCAAUGGGAGCGACAUCUUCUCAGGAAUCAAUCAAUCGUUGUCAACUUGUUCCAAGGUCAAUACAAGAGCACAUUGGUGUGUAGCAAGUGCUCAAAGGUCAGCAUUACAUUCGAUCCAUACAUGUACGUGACACUCCCGAUACCUGUGGCAACGGAGCGAUUGUUUGAGGUCGUGCUCUUUAGAUGCACACCAGUUGGCACAAUUGGACCCGAUCCCAAUGGAGUCUACAGUCUGAACAAUGCCCUGGCGCCAGUGCGCUACUGUCUCAAGCUUCCCAAGCGCGGCUUUAUCCAAUCACUUCGUGUCGAGUUGUCCAAGCUCAGUGGCAUCGAUACGCCUUGUCUGGCACUGUCUGAGAUCAUCCGCCACCGCAUCUACAUGUUCCUGAGCGAUCAGCGCGGACUCGAGUUCAUCAAGGACCGCGAGGUCAUCAUUGGCUACGAGUUGCCUGUCGCUGGCGAGGAAGUUUCGCGUCUACACGUCAUGCACCGUCGCAAGGCAGACCUUCUCUUGCUGCCAUACGUCAUACUUUGUAAGUUUGCCGAGGUCACCUGCAAGGAAGUCUAUCGCAUGGUCUGGGAGCGAGUUGGCCAUCGAGUCAAGCGUGGCUGGAAGAGUGCCUAUCUGAGGCAGCGCUCCAAGGAGAACAUCCCCGCCGAUACCACUGGAACUGGCGAGGCAACAACCUCAUCGACCACCACAUCUCCAACAACUCCAUCAACAACAACAACAACGAACAAUGAGACCGAGAAGGAUAGUCCUGCUGGCAGUUCAGACGGCAGCCAGCCGGACACUGAAGACGACACUAGCUCAAUCACAGACGAUGAGACUGACGAGAUCAUCUACCCGUUCAUCCUCAAGUCGACCAACAGCUACGGCACCAACUGCGACCGAUGCCAGGGCAUUCACUGCACGGGUUGUGUGAUUUCCUGCGAUGGCAAGGUACUGAAGGAGAUCUUCAAGGUGCCCAAGUUCUGGAGCGAGGGCUGCAGCAACAUCGCGAUCGACUGGCGCCCAGAGAUGUUACGUUUCCUGGACGACUGCGAGGACAUCCAGAACCCACAGUUGAUCAAGCAGGACAAGAGCGUGGCGAUCAAGUCAGAGAUGAAGAACGACAUCAACCUCAACGACUGUCUGACGCUAUUCACCAAGAAUGAGAAGCUCGGACCGAAUGACACGUGGUUCUGUCCACAAUGCAAGGAGCACAUUCAAGGCAACAAGAAGUUGGAGCUCUGGAGUGCGCCCAACAUCCUUAUCAUCCAUCUCAAGAGGUUCCAACUACUACAUCGUUUCGAGAAGAUUGGCUCCUACGUUGACUUCCCACUCGACAACCUAGACCUCUCCAAAUGGAUCCUGAAUAAGAACAUGGCCAAUCCACCAAUAUAUCAACUCUACGCAGUGGCUGUAAGUUAUCAUCCAACUCAUCCAACUUAUUCAAUCACUAACACCAUGAUACAGAAUCACAUGGGAGGCAUGGGAGCAGGACAUUAUACAGCAUCAGUUAGACAUAAGGACAAAUGGUAUUUGAUUAGUGAUUCAUCUUAUCAUUCGAUUGAAGAGUCCUCUGUAAAGACAUCUGAAGCCUAUGUACUAUUUUAUGAACUGAAGAAGCAAUCACCUACUUCCAACAACAACAAGACCAGCACACCACCUCCAUCUUCACAUCCAACAACAACUACAACAACAACUACAACAAGCGUCAAUCCUAGUAAUACUUCAUCA
Acytostelium subglobosum LB1 is the source of this 3366-nucleotide messenger RNA. RefSeq lists its product as hypothetical. Lineage: Eukaryota; Evosea; Eumycetozoa; Acytosteliales; Acytosteliaceae. Gene Ontology annotation, molecular function: cysteine-type deubiquitinase activity. The transcript is spliced from 4 exons. The annotation marks the transcript as partial. Gene Ontology annotation, biological process: protein deubiquitination. The record is from RefSeq and is a predicted model, not a curated record.